AUGGUUCCGUGGCGAUGGCGACCCAAGAGUAUCUCAAAAGCACCUGCAGAAGUCAGUAAACAGGCCACUGCAGACAAUGUACAGAACCAGUUUCAGCGCAAGAAAAUAGACACACCACAUCCAGAACAACAAUCUGCAUUGCUACUGCACGCGAUUCGCCAACCAUAUGAAGUGGCUGUGGAUCACGCUGUUCCGGAAAUACAGCACGACUCCGAGCUGCUAGUCAAGGUCACUGCGGUAGGACUGAAUCCAAUCGACUGGAAAGCGCCUGACUACAACUUCGGAAUACCAGUAUUACCGUAUGUUUCCGGGCGAGAACUCUCGGGCAUCGUUGUGAAAGCACCGAAAGCUCCAGAUUCUCGUAUACGCGAAGGCGAUGUCGUUACUAUUCCCUCGACGGACUAUCGCGACCUGCGAAAAGCUGCGUUUCAAGAAUACAGCAUUGCAUCAUCUUUCAAUACUAUUCGUCUUCCACACAACAUCUCGGCGGAGUCGGGAAGUAUCCUGGGUGUAGCCUUUGUGUCUGCAGUAUUGGCAUUAGGUAUAUGCAUGGGUGUCAGCUUCGAAGACAUCGAAGACGGUCCGGAUCUAUUGAAGAUUGUGCGCAACAUUGACCCGGAGAGGUUACCAGUGGACAUAAGAAAGGAGUGUCUCGAGAGCAUUAGCGAGGACGAUCGAGCUAAAGCUAAAGAUUAUCUUGUCAUUUGGGGCGGCAGCUCCACAAGCGCACAUCUCACAAAGCAAAUUGCAAGACUGUUCGGCCUCAAGAUCGUCUCUAUCGUCGAUACCGCAAAACAUGGAGUGCGGCUGUCUUCGAACGUGACUACACGUCCGGACCUACUCGUGGACUCGCAUGACCCGGAACGAGCGAUCGACAUCAUCAAGCGAGCAACAAAGGGUAGCGCACGUUUUGGCUUCGAUACACAGGGUAAAGAAUCUGCCGCUCAGCUCCUGCGAUCGCUGGCAUCCUCCACCUCGCCCAUCUCUUCCCUGCCAAAGGAUGCGCAAAACUACGAACGGAAAGACUCGAAACUUCCAACUCCACCAUCGACACCGUUGGAGUCUGCGGAAGAUGGUCUGCGGUCGCAUCUGGUCGGACUGACUGGACUACCUAAGACCGACAUACCGGGAGAUGUGACACUCCACAAUGUGCCUAUCAAACUUUACCAUGAGAUUCCGGAGGUGGGUGAAGCGCUGAGUGCUUGGUGCGAGAAAUUGCUUGUCAAAGGACUGUUGGUGCCACCAGACGUCGUUGGAACGGUGGAUGGAUUGGGCUCCAUCAAUGAAGGAUUGAACAGAAUGAGAAGAAGAGAGAUCAGUGGCGGCCGAUUGGUAGCUGUUUUGCCUUAG
Ascochyta rabiei is the source of this 1350-nucleotide messenger RNA. RefSeq lists its product as uncharacterized. The transcript is spliced from 2 exons. NCBI's taxonomy places the organism in Eukaryota, Fungi, Ascomycota, Dothideomycetes, Pleosporales, Didymellaceae. Bases 1 to 1350 code for a protein of 449 amino acids. The record is from RefSeq and is a predicted model, not a curated record. Gene Ontology annotation, molecular function: oxidoreductase activity, acting on NAD(P)H.